AGAAGACAUGAGCAUGACCAUAGUCUUGGUCCACAAACUCCCCAGGCCAGGCUCUGCUCCAAUCAACUCUUCUUCAGUUCAAGCUCUUCAAAGACACCAAUUCGUUGAAAAUGUCAAACUCAUUGUUUUCAAGAGAUCCAGACAAGUUCAUGCCCAAGUUGCUGGAUCAUCUGAGAAAAGCCAGAGCCGUGGCCGACACAGAUGACGAAGCUUUACUCGUGAUCGAGCUUCAAAAAGAUGGAAGAUGAGCUUGAGAACAUCAAAGGCGUGCUACCCAGAGUGAAGCACUGGGAGCAAACUCUGGUGAACCAGUUCACUAACUUGGAGCGCCGCCUCGACAAGAUCAUCUUGGGCACUGAGACUUCCAUCGAGGCCAUCACCGCCACACUAAACCGCAUGUUUCAAAAUGUGGAGCAAAUCAAACUCUCACAUCCUCUAGUGCAGCUGAUGCCUUCACCCGAGCGCAGCUCCGAGUCGACAUGGACGCGCAGAUCUCAGCCGGAGUUGAGUCAGGGAAUGUCACCGGAAUGGUCCGAAUUGAGCCUCGAAAAUUGGGUUGAUAACACUCGGAGCAUGGAGGAUAUAAAGAGAAGCUAUGAACAUCUUGAGAGCGUUGAGUUGAAGAUGUGCUGUCUAUCUCUUUCAAUAUUCCCUCCUGAUUCUGUCAUAAAGAAGAGGCCUCUGAUUUACUGGUGGAUUGGCGAGGGUUUCGUUACAACCACUAAAGGCAGGACAGCUGAAGAGACAGGUGAGGAAAUCUUCCGGAAACUCAUAAUCUCGGGUUUGAUUCAAGUUCAACCACAUAAUGCAUUUAGUUCUAGAGUUGUGAAUAGUUGUACAGUGCAUCCUUGGGUUCGUCAUAUGUUGGUCUCCUUGGCCAAGCACGCUAAGCUUUUCGACUUCGAUUCAAGAUGGCCAAGGAUGCCGUCUUAUAGUACAGAUAGUAUUUCAAAUUGUAGACGUGCAUGUUUAGUUUAUGACAACCCAAUUUCUGAGGGGUCUAAUGGCCGGAAAGUGGAGGAUCUGUUGACAGUGUUCAAUGUGAACGAACAGUAUCUUAGUUUGAAACGGGAAUGGCUUAGGAAGUUGAAAAAAGUUGAGGUGAUUCAGCUAGGACGGUGGCAGAACUCGGCUUCGCAUCACAUUGAAGUCGAAGAUAAAGGGUUUUUGAAAGGUUUAGGGGCUCAGAAUAAGCUCUUGAAGUAUCUUUGCCUCCGAGGGAUAUCAGGAAUUACCAAACUCCCUUCUUCUAUCUUGAAGCUUCUCAACCUUGAAAUUCUUGAUCUGAGGGCAUGCCACAGCUUAGAGACUUUGCCUCCAGAUAUCUCACCAUUGAGGAAUCUCACGCAUUUCGACAUAUCCGAGUGUUACUUGCUAGAAGCAAUGCCGAAAGGAAUUGAGAAGCUGUCUUCUCUUCAAGUGCUAAAAGGCUUUGUGAUUGGGGAUUUGGAAGGAACUCCCUGCAGAAUUGGUGAUCUUGCACAGCUGAGGCAUCUAAAGCGGCUCAGUAUACACAUGGGCAAUCAGGCUGAAGUUCAAAAGGGGGAGUUCCACAAAUUGGAGGAAAUUGUAUCUCUUCGCCACCUCAAACUUUCAUGGGGAGUUGUUUCUCCAAACUUGAAAGCAAAAGUUGGCUUCCAGUCCUUGGAGUUCUCUUUUCCGCCGGAUUUAGAAAAAUUGGAUCUUCAAGGCAUCCCUCUAGCACAUGUACCAGAAUGGUUGAACCCUGUCAAGCUCAAGAAUUUAAAAAAGCUCUAUAUAAGGGGUGGGGAACUUGAUAGCUUGGAUCAUGGAGAGACUGAGAAGUGGACUGUUGAAGUCUUGCGUCUCAAGCACUUGAAUAAUUUGGAGAUAGGUUUGCCAAAGUUGAAGGAUGAGUUUCCUCGUCUGCGCUAUUUGGAGAAAAUCAACUGUCAUGAGAUUGAAAAGGAUCGAUACGAUGAAGACAUUGUUUGGAGUGAAUAUGCAGAGUACACCUGCAUAUGAGCAUGUAAUUAAUGAAAAGUAUUCUCUUUUCAGAUGAUCUAGGAUGUCAGGCUAGGAAUUGAUUAGUUGUUAACUAAGAUUUGAAUUUUUUCAUGUUAUUAAUACAAGUUUAUUUGCUAGAA
Molecule: messenger RNA, 2108 nt
Organism: Rosa chinensis
Lineage: Eukaryota; Viridiplantae; Streptophyta; Magnoliopsida; Rosales; Rosaceae
Product: disease resistance RPP13-like protein 4
Exons: 1
Coding region: 238-1986 (582 amino acids)
Biological process (GO): defense response to other organism
Source: RefSeq, a predicted model, not a curated record